Molecule: messenger RNA, 546 nt
Organism: Lolium rigidum
Lineage: Eukaryota; Viridiplantae; Streptophyta; Magnoliopsida; Poales; Poaceae
Product: protein FAM32A-like
Exons: 3
Coding region: 97-495 (132 amino acids)
Cellular component (GO): nucleolus
Source: RefSeq, a predicted model, not a curated record
CCGUGCCCUCGACCUUCGCCGGCGCCGCCAAGCGGCCCCGCCCACCGAAGCACGCGCCUCCUCCGGUUCGCCGAUUCCUCUUGUUACGCAACCGAGAUGUCGGAAUACAAGAACGUCGUCGGGGGGAGGCUCAAGCUGAAGGGGAAGCCGCUGGAUGUCAAGGACGGCGCGGUCAAGAAGAAGAAGAAGAAGCACCGCCGUGAGGAGUCGUCGCAAGUCGAGCAUGGCCAGCAGUACGAAGGUGGAAGCUCUGAAUUGCCUGGUGACCCUGAAUUGAGUGAAGCUGGCAAGAUGGGAGAGGAAGGGGAUCCACAAGGCGAUUAUGAUCACCUCACUCCAGCUGAACGUCGUUACAUUGAACAGAAGCAGAAGAUUGAUGUGCACAAGCUGGCAAAGGUAGCUGACAAGUCGCACAGGGAUCGCAUCCAGGACUUCAACCAGUACCUGGCGAAUCUUAGUGAGCACUACGAUAUCCCAAAGGUCGGCCCUGGUUAAUAAGCAAGAAAGUUUGGGUUCACUUGAAUGUUCUUUGUGCUGGACUUAUCU